CCCGCCUCCCCAGCAUUCGGCUCGCCGCGUCGCUCAGUCCUCCCGCUUCCUUUCCUUCUCGCACCCCUCCUUCCUUCCUUCCUUCCUUCCUUCCGUCGGGAGCGAUGGAGCCGGGGCGCCGGGCGGCUGCGGCGCUGCUGGCGCUGCUGUGCGCUGGCUGCGCGCUGCGCUCCGGGCGCGCCCAGUACGAGCGCUACAGCUUCCGCAGCUUCCCUCGGGACGAGCUGAUGCCGCUCGAGUCGGCCUACCGGCACGCGCUGGACCAAUACAGCGGCGAGCACUGGGCGGAGAGCGUGGUCUAUCUGGAGAUCAGCCUGCGGCUGCACCGCCUGCUACGCGACAGCGAGGCCUUCUGCCACCGCAACUGCAGCGCGACGCCGCAGCCCGAGCCCGCCGCCGGCCUCGCGCGUCACCCGGAGCUGCGCCUCUUCGGGGGCCUGCUGCGCCGCGCGCACUGCCUCAAGCGCUGCAAGCAGGGCCUGCCGGCCUUCCGCCAGUCGCAGCCCAGCCGCGAAGUGCUGGCCGACUUCCAGCGCCGAGAGCCCUACAAGUUCCUGCAGUUCGCCUACUUCAAGGCAAAUAAUCUUCCAAAAGCCAUUGCAGCUGCUCACACCUAUCUACUGAAGCAUCCUGAUGAUGAAAUGAUGAAGAGAAACAUGGCUUAUUAUAAGAGCCUGCCCGAUGCCGAGGACUACAUUAAAGACUUGGAAACCAAGUUGUAUGAGAGCCUGUUCAUCCGAGCCGUGCGGGGGUACAACGGUGAGAACUGGAGAACGUGCAUCACAGACAUGGAGCUGGCCCUUCCUGACUUCUUCAAGGCCUUUUAUGAGUGUCUUGCUGCCUGCGAGGGCUCCCGGGAGAUCAAGGACUUCAAGGAUUUCUAUCUUUCCAUAGCAGAUCAUUAUGUGGAAGUUCUGGAAUGCAAAAUACAGUGUGAAGAGAACCUCACCCCAGUCAUAGGAGGAUAUCCAGUCGAGAAAUUUGUGGCUACCAUGUAUCAUUAUUUGCAGUUUGCUUAUUAUAAAUUGAACGACUUGAAGAACGCAGCCCCCUGUGCAGUCAGCUACCUGCUCUUUGACCAGGACGAUAAGGUCAUGCAGCAGAACCUGGUGUAUUAUCAGUACCACAGGGACAAGUGGGGGCUCUUGGAGGAGCAUUUCCAGCCCAGACCAGAAGCCGUUCAGUUCUUCAACGUGACGACACUCCAGAAAGAGCUGCAUGACUUUGCUAAGGAAAACAUAAUGGAUGAUGAUGAGGGAGAGGUUGUGGAGUACGUGGAUGACCUCUUGGAGCUGGAGGAGACCAGAUAGCCCCCAGCGGCCAGAGAGACCUCCUCUCGAUGUUCAGGAAACACAGAUUCUUUGUCUUCCUUUUCCCAAUAGUACAAGUUGUUGAUACCUCA
Messenger RNA from Globicephala melas (long-finned pilot whale), 1402 nucleotides. RefSeq names its product cartilage associated protein (gene CRTAP). Gene Ontology annotation, molecular function: protein binding; collagen binding. Gene Ontology annotation, cellular component: endoplasmic reticulum. The record is from RefSeq and is a predicted model, not a curated record. Gene Ontology annotation, biological process: peptidyl-proline hydroxylation to 3-hydroxy-L-proline; collagen fibril organization. Lineage: Eukaryota; Metazoa; Chordata; Mammalia; Artiodactyla; Delphinidae.